CUGGUCACCGCCGCCGUUCGAGAUGACCGCCGUUUUGAGAUCUCGGGCUUAGCUUAUGUGUUCCAGUGGAUCGGUGAGGGUAUUUUCUUCUAAUUGAGGAGAUCGGGGCAAAUUUUCUCGAGUGAAUCGAAGUGUUGAUUGCUUGGCUUGUCAUUUAGAAGUGUAAUAUAAUCGAGUGAUUCCAUGCCUGGACAGCCGCUAUUCCCGGCCCCGGUCUCGGCUUCACCGCCUCCGGACCAUGGGAAUGGAAGUAUAUCUACUGAAGUGAUAGUUGUUCUCUCCAUCUCUGGGGUGAUUCUUGUGGUUGUCUUGUUGAUCAUCGUCGUCAUCAUCAUCAUCAUGAAGAAGUGGCCCAAGGUUCCUUCGACGCAGCCACAACCUCCGCCACCGUUCUUUCCACCACAGACGUCCUUGCCGCCACAGACGGAACUAUCCACUGUUUAUGCAGGUCCAGACCGGGAUUUGGAGAGUCUUCAUUUCACAAGGCCAAUGCAAACCCCGGUUAACCCCACUUACAGUGUUCUGCAGCCGCUUUCACGCCUUCCUCAUCGGAAGUCACAGACAGAUACGCAGGGCACAAGCACAGUGCCUGUGCAAACGAGCCAGUAUGUGCCCAAUACAUGGGGAAUGAACUCCAAGGCGACUGCUGCUACCCAGAUUGGUACUUCCAGGCCUGUUUAUGCAGGUCCAGACCAGGAUUUGGAGAGUCUUCAUUUGACUAGGCCAAUGCAAACUCUGGUUGAUCCGAGUUACAGGGUACUGCAGCCGCUUUCAGGCCUUCCUCCUUUGCUUCAUCGGAAGUCAGAAACAAGUGAAGAUACGCAGGGCACAAGCACAGUGCCUGUGCAAAUGAGCCAGUAUGUGCCCAAUACAUGGGGAAUGAACUCCAAGGCGACUGCUGCUACCCAGAUUGGUACUUCCAGGCCUGUUUAUGCAGGUCCAGACCAGGAUUUGGAGAGUCUUCAUUUGACAAAGCCAAUGCAAACUCUGGUUGACCCGAGUUACAGUGUACUGCAGCCGCUCUCACGCCUUCCUCCUUUGCUUCAUCGGAAGUCGCAGACAACUGAAGAUACGGAAAGCACAGUACCUGUGCAAAUGAGCCAGCCCAGUACUCUGGGAAUGAACUCCAAUGCGACUGCUGCUACCCAGAUUGGUACUUCCAGGCCUGUUUAUGCAGGUCCAGACCAGGAUUUGGAGAGUCUUCAUUUGACAAAGCCAAUGCAAACUCCGGUUGACCCGAGUUACAGUGUACUGCAGCCGCUUUCACGCCUUCCUCCUUUGCUUCAUCGGAAGUCGCAGACAACUGAAGAUACGGAAAGCACAGUACCUGUGCAAAUGAGCCAGCCCAGUACUCUGGGAAUGAACUCCAAUGCGACUGCUGCUACCCAGAUUGGUACUUCCAGGCCUGUUUAUGCAGUUCCAGACUGUGUUUUGGAGAAUUUUCAUUUCACAAAGCCAAUGCAAACUCUGGUUGAUCCUAGUUACAGGGUACUGCAGCCACUUUCACACCUUCCACCUUUGCUUCAUAUGACGUCACAGACAAUUGAAGAUACGCAGAGCACAAGCACAGUGCCUGUGCAAAUGAGCCAGUAUGUGCCCAGUACCCAGAUUGGUACUUCCAGGCCUGUUAUUGCAGUUCCAGACUGUGUUUUGGAGAAUUUUCAUUUCACAAAGCCAAUGCAAACUCCGGUUGAUAACAGUUACAGGGUAUUGCAGCAGCUUUCACACGUUCCUCCGUUGCUUCAUAUGAAGUCGGUAGUCACAAGCACAGUAAGUUCACCAUUGUCGACCAGGUUGGGGACAUUUCCAGUGGUGGUAAGCUCGGCUACCGUGCCAGCAUUGAGCUCCGAUCAUUGCCAGAAAACACUGCCACAUGCCCAUUGUGAGGGAGAAAUUGAUAAUUCUCCUGCGACUAUGGAUGGUCGUUUUGUCUACAAAACUCAACCUGGAGGGUAUCGCGUGGGCAUGGAAGACCCUACUUUCAGAAAUGCUGUCACACUGGGUUCUGGAGAAUUGCAAGUGCAGAUAAUUCAGCACACUGACAUUGAAGAGUUAUGUGAACUGGGGUCUGGAGCCUUCGGCACGGUUUUCCAUGCAAAAUGGAAAGGCUCGGAUGUCGCUGUAAAAAGGAUCUGGGCUUCUGAGGAACAGCGCACUGAUUUCUGGAACGAAACUUCUAUCCUUGCAUCCUUGCACCAUCCGAAUUUGGUGUCCUUCUAUGGUGUUGUUCUCGAUGGACCUGAAGGGUCCGUCGGAACAAUCACCGAGUACAUGGAUGGUGGAUCAGUUCGACAGGCAUUGCAAAAAAAGUUAUUUGAUAGAUGCAGACGUCUAGUAAUUGUGAUGGAUAUCGCCUUGGGUAUGCAGUAUUUACAUGGGAAGGGCAUUGUACAUUUUGAUUUGAAGUGUGACAAUCUGCUCCUCAACCGAAGUAAUGCCCAACGCCCUGUAUGCAAGGUUGCUGACUUCGGAUUAUCAAAGGUCAAACACCAACCACUGAUCUCUGGUGGAGUGAGAGGAACACUUCCCUGGAUGGCUCCGGAGCUAUUAAAUGGAAGUAGCAGCCGUGUUUCUGAAAAGGUUGACGUUUUCUCAUUCGGAAUUGUGAUGUGGGAACUACUUACCGGUGAAGAGCCUUAUGCCGACUUACAUUAUGGCACAGUUCUAGGUGGGAUUGUCAACGACACCCUGCGCCCCCCCGUUCCUGAUUCGUGUGAUCCGCACUGGAGGCGGCUGAUGGAGCAGUGCUGGUCGGCCGAUCCAUCGGAUCGACCGACCUUCACAGAAAUCGUGAGCAUACUUCGGGCCAUGGCGACCUCUAUAUAGAUGCCUCUGGUCUACUCCAAACUUGUUCUAUGGUGUGCCCUGUUUCCUGCGGGUGAUGUGUGUGAUCUCAUAGUGUCCCCGAGUUGGGCUAGUUAUGAACCUCUAACUCGACGAGUGUGAGCUGUGAUCGCUGACAACAUUGAUGAAUCAAGUUAUUAUCAAUAGAUUUCUCGUUCCGUCAGUUUAGACAUCCUUUUCCGCACACAAAGAGAAAGCAGAGAGGCAAAAUCUGUUGUUUUAUUGUUGUUGAACUUGGGCAUUUCUCCUAUAAGAAUCCAGUGUUUGG
This is a messenger RNA of Lolium rigidum, 3112 nucleotides long. Its product is annotated as NT-3 growth factor receptor-like. The record is from RefSeq and is a predicted model, not a curated record. Gene Ontology annotation, biological process: protein phosphorylation; signal transduction. Gene Ontology annotation, cellular component: cytoplasm. NCBI's taxonomy places the organism in Eukaryota, Viridiplantae, Streptophyta, Magnoliopsida, Poales, Poaceae. Bases 184 to 2826 code for a protein of 880 amino acids. Gene Ontology annotation, molecular function: protein kinase activity; ATP binding. The transcript has 7 exons.